Molecule: messenger RNA, 2395 nt
Organism: Symsagittifera roscoffensis
Lineage: Eukaryota; Metazoa; Xenacoelomorpha; Acoela; Convolutidae
Product: protein C-mannosyl-transferase DPY19L1-like
Exons: 17
Coding region: 20-2176 (718 amino acids)
Cellular component (GO): nuclear inner membrane
Molecular function (GO): mannosyltransferase activity
Source: RefSeq, a predicted model, not a curated record
CUUAUUAAAUAGGUUUGCUAUGAAAAGACGCAAACACAAAGAGCAAACAAAUGGGUGGAACGUGGAAGACAGUGCACAUGGCCGACUUAAAACUAGGAAGACAAACGCAGUUAUGACUGAUCCAUAUGCAGAACUAGGCCUCGAGGGAAAGUGGACCCUAAAAGAUUACUUCUUGGCUGCUCUCAUUGUUUUAAUCUUGCAUCAGAUUAAUAGACAUGUGUUGUACACGCUAUUCGAGAAUGCCAAGCAUUUUUCUCAUCUGUCUCAGUUGGAAAGAGAGAUGAUGUACAGGACUGAAAUGGGCUUGUAUUACUCGUACUUCAAGUCAAUGAUAGAGGCACCCACUGUCGCAGAGGGCAUUCGGUCGAUGACUCACGACAACCUCACAGAGUACCCCACAACAAUCAACGCACUACAGAGAUUCAACCUUUUGCCAGAGAUUCUGGUGGGUCUACUGUACAAGGUAUAUCUGGGGUGGUGUGAUGUGGUUUCGUGUCCCUUCAAUCAGAUCUGCUUCAGAGUCAACAGAGGACAAGCGCUACCUCCGGUCACCUCAUGCGAAGGUCUCGGUGUGCCGAUCUAUUUCUACACGCACUCUGCUUUCGAACUGAAUGCCCUCCUGGCUCCUCUGACAUUCAUGAUCGCAGCAGUGGUGACUGGUAGUGUAGGGGCAGGAGUGGUAGCUGCUCUUGCCUUCCUGUACAACUUCGGGGAGGCCACCAGAGUCAUGUGGACUCCACCUCUGAGGGAGACGUGGACUUUCCCCAUCAUUCAUCUACACCUCUUUCUCGUCACUUGCAUGCUCAAAUUCGAACGACAACUUGGAUCUCUAACAUGGUCUAAGGGGUCUCUCCUCUGCCAACUGGGAAUUUUCAUCACUACCUUCUACAGUGUUGCCUCAUGGCAGUUCUGUCAUUUCAACUUAUCAGUUUUCAUCAUUGCAGUCUCGGCCCUCUUCGCUCUCCAGCUGAUCAGCCAGACAACAUUCCUCAGAUUCUUAAUUCCCACCACGCUCGGCUUUGGCUCGCUUCUGUCGCUGAUGCAUGAAAACAAAAUGAUGUUGACGUCGACAAUGCUUAUGACUAUAGCCUCUUCAUGGAUUUUGUUAGCGUUCCAACGUCAACAAUCGCAGAAAGUUUUGGAAUCUUUGCUUUAUAGGAUGGUGGCUCCGUUUUGUGUACUGGUCAACUCUGUGAUUCUGAAAUCAAUGGUCACAAAUCUGCUCAACAUAUCAGACGAGAUGCAUAUCCUGAACAUUCUGAAGAGUAAGUUCACGGACUUCAGGGACUUCCACACUCUCCUAUACCUCUGCGCUAAGGAGUUCGACUUCAUCGGAGUGGGGUACUUUGAACUGAUGACAGCGUCCGCCGUGCUUCCCAUGGCUCUGAUUGCAUCGCUUUUGAUUGUCAUACAGCUCUUUGUGUCCAUGUUCUGUGCUGGAGAAAAAAGGCAACAGUUGUUCGGAGUUUCAUUUCAACUCAAACCGGAGGAUUUACUGCAGCUUCUGCUGUUCAUUGGCUAUGGACUGAUGGCAGUGCUGAUCAUGAGACUGAAACUGUUCUUCACUCCUCAUCUGUGCAUCAUGGCUUCAUUCUGUCUACUGCCUCCAAUAGUGAAUAUGUGCAAAGCUGUGGUUCCAAAAGUGCCCUUAGGUUACGUGAGACUGAGUAUGCUGGGUGUUGCUGUCUUGACAAUGUCCUGUAACGGGUAUCCGAAUCUGAACAAAGCCAUGAGUAGACAGGGAGAGUACAAUGACCCUGAGUUGGAACAGCUGCUCAAUUGGAUCAUGGACAACACAGGCAAAGAGGACUCGUUCGCGGGCUCUAUGUCCACUAUGGCCACGAUCCGCCUCACAACAGGCAGACCCAUAGUCAACCACCCCCACUACGAGGACUCCCUGGCGAGGGAGAGGAACAAACAGGUGUACAGGGCAUUUGCCAGAUUCGCCCCUGAAGACAUACACGCCACUAUGCACGCACUUCAGGCCAAGUAUCUGCUGCUGGAAGUGGGCUGGUGCUGGGCGAAGAGACCGGUAGGUUGUUCGAUAGCCGAAGCCUUUGACUAUGAAUACCCGCAUUUGAAGGGCAGACAGGCCACCUGUAUAGCGAUGCGUACAAACCCGCACCCAUUUCGAACUGUCUUCCAGAACAGUGCCUUCGUACUCCUGAAAACUUAGAUGUUCACAGACAAAAACGGGCAGUGCAAUUUAUUUAUUCAUAAAUUACUUAUAUGUAAAAAACAGUGUCUGUAGUCAAGAGUAAAUCAAUGUAUAUAAUAUAGUAAAAUGUUAUUUCGCUUUUUGUAAGCUUUGGUUUUGAAAAUAGAGUUAUUGUCGUCUCAGAUAAUGUUUCUCGAUGUAAGAAAAGUAGGCAGGCCGAUGCAUAAAUCUGCUGUU